AUGGCUACCCCCAGUGUCCUUACCUUUGAUACUGAGGGUCGUGCUGUUGACUUUGAGUUCUGGGUCGAUGACCUCCAGCUGUUCUUACAGUGCGAUAGGGCGGACGGACUCUCACUGUUCGAUCUCACAUCAGGUGUCUCUCCUGCCCCGCCUGCUACUGCUGACAGCACUGUUCGCUCACAGUGGGCCACACGCGAUGCUGCUGCGCGCCUUGCUGUGCGUCGCCACUUACCGACCACUGAGCGUGCGCACUUUAGCCAGUACAAGAGUGCUAAGACCUUGGACCACUUCCUCUCGGUUUGCCCUACCACACUCACCGUUGACCUCCUCGAGGAGCGCCUCUUAGCAGCAGAGAAGAAUAUAGUAGCUGUAGGAGCCUCCCGUGUGCGGCCGACCUCGUUAGUUUCGAGUCGGCUGGCGCUGCGUUUUCCCCUUCUGGGAAGCGCCGCACAGGCAAGGGCAAGGGGGGCAAAGGCGCUGGAGGGGCCAAUGGGGGCGGUGGAGGUGGUGGUGGAGGCAGUGGAGGGGUUGGGGGUGGUGGUGGGAGUGGUGGCGGGGCCGGAGGUGUCGGUGGCAGCAGUGAAGGCGGAGGAGGCGGCGGUGGUGGCGGAGGUUGCAGAGGCGGCGGUGGUGGAGGAGGCGGCGGAGGCGGCGAUGGAGCUGGUCGCGGCUCUGCGCACAGGAGUGGCUCCGGUGGUGGUUCGCGCCAGCAGCAGCAGCGCGGCCGUGAGACCCUGUCCCCUCAGCAGCUUCGUGAGUGGUAUGCUGGGCGUCAGAGGGGUGGGGGUACUAGUCCCUGCACCUACGUUCUCCGUACAGGCGACCGCACUAGUGAGCAGUGCGGGAGCUCGCACUCCACCCAGCGCUGCUUCGGCCGCCUGA
Molecule: messenger RNA, 882 nt
Organism: Closterium sp. NIES-65
Lineage: Eukaryota; Viridiplantae; Streptophyta; Zygnematophyceae; Desmidiales; Closteriaceae
Source: the annotation of a GenBank genome assembly